UUUACGCCACCUCGCGUGCUGCGUGACGAAGCGACCGUCUAUGGCGGCCGCCGGUGACGACGACGACGACGGGGAGCUUCGCCGGCGUGCGGCGCUGCGGGAGGCCUUCGGAGACUCAUCGGAAAGCGACCCCGACGAGCCUGCCGUCUGUGCCGGCCCCCCUAGGAGCCGUGGGGCUGGGGCGGGCCGCGAGCAGUGGAGGUGGGAGGCGGUCGCGGGGGUGAGGGGGCUGUGGCUCUGCGCCGCCUUCCUCUCCGCCGACGAGCAGUCGCGGCUCCUCACCGCGAUCCGGCGAGAAGGAUGGUUCUGCGAUGCACAAAACCAAGCAAUGAGAUUUGGCGACCUUCCUUCAUGGAUCAUUGAACUUUCUUCGCUUAUUCAUGAAGCUAUUUGUGUUGGUGAUGUCAAUGUUGGCUCUGGUGUGGAGUUAGAAAAUGAGGAUGAAGAUGCAUGUCCUUUACCAUCAGACUUGCUGUGGAGGGAACCACUUUUUGACCAACUAAUUGCAAACAGAUACGAGCCAGGUGAGGGCAUCUGUGCUCAUGUUGAUCUGAUGCGCUUUGAUGAUGGAAUCGCGAUAGUCUCCCUUGAGUCACCGUGUGUGAUGCACUUCAGUCGGACAGAACAAGAAGUUGCUGUGUGUGAUGCACCAAAGACGCAGGAUGAAUCUACAAAGAUCCCUGUUUACCUGAACCCAGGGUCCCUUGUUGUCAUGUCAGGCGAUGCAAGAUACUUAUGGAAGCAUGAGAUAAACCGCAAGCCAGGUGCUCAGCACUGGGGUGGCAGGGAGCUGGAGCAGCAGAUUAGAACUUCGAUUACACUGAGGAAGCUCCUUGCAUCGCCAAAUUAAUACCACCAGGAAAUUUCUCCUGUUUUUUGCAGUUCCUAGCCAUUUUUACAGUCAUACAGUGCUUCCUUUGGGGAUUUUGGUACUUAUGAAAUUAUGGUAUGGGUACCUAAAUGGCUAGCUCCUUUGAGGAUGAUGUAAGAAUUUCCUUUAAUGAUGCUUCUCUGAUUAUCUUUUGUUGUGUUGUGGAAAGCUGUAAUGAGGAUGCUAACAACAAUGUGCACCACAGUAACCAUGUUGUGAUGCAGUGCCCGUUUCUGUCAGAUCCCAUGGAAGUAACUAUGUGCUAUGUUGUUGCUAGAGUGACCAAAAUACUGGGGAAAAUGAAACAAUGACCUGCAUGUUAUUUUUCAUUACACACAUUCGUUUCAAUUAAACACAUUUGGAAU
Molecule: messenger RNA, 1236 nt
Organism: Oryza brachyantha (malo sina)
Lineage: Eukaryota; Viridiplantae; Streptophyta; Magnoliopsida; Poales; Poaceae
Product: alkylated DNA repair protein ALKBH8 homolog
Exons: 4
Coding region: 41-850 (269 amino acids)
Biological process (GO): fatty acid metabolic process; DNA damage response
Cellular component (GO): mitochondrial matrix
Source: RefSeq, a predicted model, not a curated record